CCGGCCUCGGCCGCCUCGCGCCAGGUGGCGGUCCCGGCGGCGCCGCGGCCGCUGCUCCUGCUGCUGCUCGGCCUCCUGCAGGGCGCAUCCUCAGCAGUGUUCGAGGUGAAAGACGGCAACGGCACAGCUUGUAUAAUGGCCAACUUCUCUGCUGCCUUCUUGGUGAGCUACGACACUCAGAGUGGUUCUAAGAACGCGGCCUUUGACCUGCCGCCAAGUGCACACGUGCUGAACAGCAGCUCUUGUGGAAAAGAGAACACUUCCGACCCCACUCUCAGGAUUGCCUUUGGAGAAGGACACACACUGACCUUCAACUUCUCAAGAAAUGCAACACGCUACGGCGUCCAGCGUAUGAGUUUUGUUUACAACUUGUCAGACACACGCACUUUCCCCAACGCAAGCUCCAAGGAAAGCAAGACCGUGGAGUCUGUCACUGACAUCCAGGCGGACUUGGACACUCGGUACCACUGUGUGAGCGCCACCGAGACGCGCAUGGGCGGCGUGACCCUCACGCUCCGCGACGCCACCAUCCAGGCCUACCUUUCCAACAGCAGCUUCAGCAAGCGAGAGACGCGCUGCAGGCAGGACGUGCCUUCCCCCACCACGGCGCCGCCCAGGCCCUCGCCCUCGCCCCCACCACCCGAGAGCCCCUCCGUGGCCAAGUACAACGUGAGCGGCAGCAACGGAACCUGCCUGCUGGCCAGCAUGGGGCUGCAGCUGAACGUCUCCUACGCGAGGAGCGACAACACGACCGUGACCAGAGUGCUCAACAUCAACCCCAAUAAGACCUCGGCCAGCGGCAGCUGUGGCUCCCAGACGGUGACCCUGGAGCUCCGGGGCGAGGAUGUCGCCCUCCUGCUCUUCCAGUUUGGCAUGAACACAAGUUCCAGCCAGUUCUUCCUAAAGGGGAUCCAGGUGAACAUGACUCUCCCUGACGCUCGAGACCCCGCCUUCAGAGCCGCCAACGAGUCACUGCGGGCGCUGCAGGCCACCGUGGGCAACUCCUACAAGUGCAACGCCCAGGAGCACGUGCAGGUCACCCAGGCGCUCUCCGUCAACAUCUUCCGAGUGUGGGUCCAGGCCUUCAAGGUGGAGGGCGACACCUUCGGGUCUGUGGAGGAGUGUCUGCUGGACGAGAACAGCAUGCUGAUCCCCGUGGCCGUUGGGGGCGCGCUGGCCGGGCUGGUGCUCACCGUGCUCAUCGCCUACCUCGUGGGCAGGAAGAGGAGCCACGCCGGCUACCAGACGAUCUAGCGCCCCGCAGGGUCUGCGCCCACACCCCCAGCCGGGGGCGUGUUGGGGCGCACUUCCUGGCAAACUGUUUUUUCAGAUCUGCUUUAUCCAAUGUGAAGUUCAUCCUGCAACAUCUACUAUGCACAAAAGAGUAACUAUCGAAAUGACGGUGUUAAUUUUGCUAACUGGGUUAAAUAUUUUGCUAACUGGUUCAACGUUAAUAUUUACCAAAGUAGAGCCCCGAGGGAGGGAAGGGUGCCUGUCCCCGUGGGCACUGGCUCCGCUGUCAUCGGGCACUCGCCAUUCCGGUGUUGGGUUCCUCACUUUGCUCAGAUUCAAGGCUCGCAGGGAAAGCCUGGUCCUCACGCUCAGGGCCUGGGCGGCUGGCUACUCGUAAGGGUGACGUGCUUGAGAAAUCAGAAAUCGUAGGGACGGAAGGUGGUAGGACGCCAGCGUUCCGAAAGGCGCACAUCUGGGACGCCCGGGCCGAGCUUCGGGGCCGGGGCGUGGCCCGCGUGCGGGACGCCUGUGGGCAAUCCCUCGGUGUUUUCCAAGCUCUGCCACUCAAGAGCGGGCACUUUUUUAAACAUAAAGAUGGGUGUUAUUUUUAUUUACUUUUUUUGUAAAGUGAUUUUCAGUCUUCUGUUUGGCAUUCAGGGUGACCCUUUUCCUGCACUGUGUACAAUGAUAGGUAGUGGAUUCCGAGGCGUGGGCGGGCGGGCACCGAGGAGCAGCUCCAUGUGACGCGUUGCCUGUAACGAUGCUAAUAAAAGUCUUCUCUUUUGUCCGG
Molecule: messenger RNA, 2023 nt
Organism: Microcebus murinus (gray mouse lemur)
Lineage: Eukaryota; Metazoa; Chordata; Mammalia; Primates; Cheirogaleidae
Gene: LAMP1
Product: lysosomal associated membrane protein 1
Biological process (GO): establishment of protein localization to organelle
Cellular component (GO): plasma membrane; late endosome membrane; lysosomal membrane
Source: RefSeq, a predicted model, not a curated record